GGAAGAAGACGCGAAUUCAGUUUCAGCCCACUCUCUUAUUCUCAUUCUCUUAUAAGGCCAGCAUCGAUACGUGUUGGCAUUUCAACGGUCCUUUGUCACGAGACUCAACAACCAUGAGCUUCCUUGAGAACAACAGUGAUAACAGUCUUGAAUGCAUUAUAGUUGGCCACGAAAAGAAAUUGCUUGCCGAAGGGCUGGAAUUAAGACAUGGGAAGUUGUCGUUGAUUGAAACACAUCAAUGCCAUCCCAAGAAUUGGCCACUUUCGAGAAAGAUCUACGACACAGGGAUCAUGUUUCUACUAGAGCUUGUAACCACAAUGGUUAGCAAUACUGGUUCUCUGUCCGCAUUUGCUGCGCAUGAAGAAUUGAGAAUAAGCAGAGAGCAGGCACUUGCUGCGUUCACAACGACGUACCUUGUAGCCCAAGCGAUUGGCUCGAUCGUCAUUUCUCCUUACACCGAGUGCUACGGAAGAAGAUCGACUUAUAUCGCCUCCGCUACGGUUUUUGCAAUCACUACUGCAGUUGUUGGCUUCUCGCAAGGUUUGGCCCCUAUUUUAUUAGGUCGUUUAAUGUCUGGUCUUGCUUCUGCAGUUCCUACUACGGUGCUUGGUGGAAGCAUAGAGGAUAUUUGGGAUAUCAAAGCUCGCAUUUGGGUCAUAGAUCUUUGGGUUUUGCAUGCGAUCAUUGGCGUUGCCGUGGCCCCCGCUUACGCUGUGGCCAUCGCUUCCUCUCUUGGCUGGAAAGAUCACCUCAACAAGAAUUACGCUCAACUGGCCUUGUCUCUACCGGACGACGACCUCACGCCAUCGCUUGUCGAUUUUGCAAAAAACAGAGUUAAAAAACCUCUCGUGCUCCUUUGCACGCAGCCACUUUUACUUGUUGUCACAGUCAUGUCGGCAAGCGUCUAUGGGUUCGCAUAUCUACUGACAGAGGAGCUUCCACGAAUAUAUGCCACAUUUGGAUUUAACGAGCUUCAGAGUUCAUUUGUAUACAUGGCCUUGUGUGGGGGAGCAGUAUUGGCAUUGAUUAUGAGACUACAAGAUGCUCGAGUAGUUAAGAAGAGAGACCUGCAAAAUCAAGCACUCAUUCCGGAGGAUAAGCUUACAGGAUUUUAUGUCGCGGCUCCUCUUCAAGCGAUCGCAUUCUGGGUCUUCGCAUGGUCUAUCGCACCGCUAGGCUAUCAUCAGACUCCAGCGAUUUCGAUAAUCACAAUCAUUCCGAUCGGAUUUGCACUUAACGAGUUCGAUCAUGUGCUUCUAGGCUACAUUGUAGACAUGUACACCGAAGAUGCUAGCUCUGCAUGUGCGCCUCUUGGAGCACUUCGCGCUAUUCUUAGCGCAGUCAUGCCUCUUGCCGGCCUUAAGAUGUUUGAGCGGCUCGACAACAAUCUUGCAGCGAGCGUUAUCGCGAUCAUAGCAACUGUUUAUUGUGCAUUUGCAGCUGUCUUCUAUUGUUACGGUAUCAAACUCCGGAUGGCAAGUUUACGCAAGAAGAACGCUUUAGGAUGA
Verruconis gallopava is the source of this 1508-nucleotide messenger RNA. RefSeq lists its product as uncharacterized. NCBI's taxonomy places the organism in Eukaryota, Fungi, Ascomycota, Dothideomycetes, Venturiales, Sympoventuriaceae. Gene Ontology annotation, molecular function: transmembrane transporter activity. The record is from RefSeq and is a predicted model, not a curated record. The transcript is spliced from 4 exons. Gene Ontology annotation, biological process: transmembrane transport. Bases 114 to 1508 code for a protein of 464 amino acids.